ACCAUAUUUGUCACUGUUUUAAUAUUACUAUUUUAAUAUACAAAAAUUAUCUGGUAAAAUAGUUGGAUUUCUAUGCACUUCUGUGAUUGUAGACAAUGCAUAACUUUUAUUUUGGAGUGACGACAUGACGUCAUAAGACUGCGCCGCGCUCCUGCAUCUGUUGUGAUUCUGCUAAAUAAAGAUGGAGUUCAUUAAAGAGGAGACUGAAGACAUAAAGAUGGCGUUUAUUAAAGAGGAGACUGAAGACACGAAGAUGGUGAUCAUUAAAGAUGAGGUUGAAGACAUAAAGAUUGAUUUUAAUAAAGAGGAGACUGAAGAAAUAAAGAUUGAAGAAACAUUCAGUGUAAAACAUGAAGAUCCUGAGAAACAAACAGACCUGAUGGCAUUGAAAGAGACGAGCCAUGAACUUAAUGAAAGGCAAGAAGAGGAAGAACAUUAUUACAAACAUCAUUUCAUGACUGGGGAAAGAGCGACACAGGCUUCCUCACAAAAAAGAGCUCAAAAUACUGGAACUAAAAGUUAUUUCACCUGCCAACAGUGUGGAAAGAGUUUCAGACAUAAAGAAACCCUUAAAUAUCACAUGAGAAUUCACACGGGAGAGAAACCCUUCACCUGCCAACAAUGUGGACAGAGUUUCACACAUAAAGGAAGCCUUAAAGUCCACAUGAGAAUUCAUACUGGAGAAAAGCCUUAUACCUGCCAACAGUGUAGAAAGAGUUUCAGACAUAAAGAAACCCUUAAAUAUCACAUGAGAAUUCACACGGGAGAGAAACCCUUCACCUGCCAACUAUUUGGACAGAGUUUCACACAUAAAGGAAGCCUUAAAGUCCACAUGAGAAUUCACACUGGAGAGAAACCCUUCACCUGCCAACAAUGUGGACAGAGUUUCAGUCAAAAAAUAACCCUUAUAGCCCACAUGAGAAUUCACACUGGAGAGAAACCCUUCACCUGCCAACAGUGUGGAAAGAGUUUCAUUAAAAAUGAAAAUCUUAAAGUCCACAUGAGAAUUCACACUGGAGAAAAAACUUUCAUCUGCCAACAAUGUGGAAAGAGUUUCACACAUGAAGAAAGCCUUAAAGUCCACAUGAGAAUUCACACUGGAGAAAAUCCAUAUAUCUGCCGACAAUGUGGACAGAGUUUCAGUUAUAAAAGAAGCCUUAUAAUCCACAUGAGAAUUCACACUGGAGAAAAUCCAUAUACCUGCCAACAAUGUGGAAAGAGUUUCACACAUGAAGAAAUCCUUAAAGUCCACAUGAGAAUUCACACUGGAGAGAAGCCUUACACCUGCCAACAAUGUGGAAAGAGUUACACACGUGAAGAAAGCCUUAAAGUCCACAUGAGAAUUCACACUGGAGAAAAUCUGUAUAUCUGCCGACAAUGUGGACAGAGUUUCAGUUAUAAAAGAAGCCUUAUAGGCCACAUCAGAAUUCACACUGGAGAGAAGCCUUACACCUGCCAACAAUGUGGAAAGAGUUACACACGUGAAGAAAACCUUACAGGCCACAUGAGAAUUCACACUGGAGAAAAGCCAUAUAUCUGCCGACAAUGUGGAAAGAGUUUCAGUCAUAAAAGAAGCCUUAAAGUCCACAUGAGAAUUCACACUGGAGAGAAACAUUAUGCCUGUCAACAGUGUGGAAAGAGUUUCAGUCGAAAAGAAAGCCUUAAAGACCACAUGAGAACACACACUGGAGAAAAUCCCUUCACUUGCCAACAGUGUGGAAAGAGAUUCAUACAUAAAAAUCACCUUAAAGUUCACAUGAGAAUUCACACUGGAGAAAAGCCUUUCACCUGCAAACAGUGUGGAAAGAGUUUCAGUCAAAAAGGAAGCCUUGAAAUCCACAUGAGAACUCACACUGGAGAAAAGCCUUAUACCUGUCAAGAGUGUGGACAGAGUUUCAAUAGAAAUGAAAACCUUAAAGUCCACAUGAGAAUUCACACUGGAGAAAAACCUUUCACCUGCCAACAGUGUGGAAAUGGUUUCCGUGAAAAAGGAAACCUUACAGCCCACAUGAGAACUCACACUGGAGAAAAACCUUUCACCUGCCAACAGUGUGGAAAGAGUUUCAUUAGAAAUGAAAACCUUAAAGUCCACAUGAGAAUUCACACUGGAGAAAAGCCUUUCACCUGUCAACAAUGUGGAAAGAGUUUCAUUAGAAAUGAAAACCUUAAAGUCCACAUGAGAAUUCACACUGGAGAAAAGCCUUUCACCUGCCAACAGUGUGGAAAUGGUUUCCGUGAAAAAGGAAACCUUACAGCUCACAUGAGAACUCACACUGGAGAAAAGCCUUACACCUGCACUCUGUGCGGGAAUGGCUUCACAGAGGAACGAAUCCUCAUGCAACACAUGAGAAUUCACACUAGAGAGAGCCCAUUCACCUGCCAACAAUGUGGAAAGAGUUUCAUCAGAAAUGAAAACCUUAAAGUCCACAUGAGAAUUCACACUGGAGAAAAGCCUUUCACCUGCCAACUGUGUGGAAAGAGUUUUAAUGAGACAAGAAACCUUAAAAUCCACAUGAGAAUUCACACUGGAGAGAAACCUUUCACCUGCCAGCAAUGUGGAAAGAGUUUCAGUCAAAAACGACACCUUAUAGACCACAUGAGAGUUCACACUGGAGAAAAGCCUUACACCUGCCAACAAUGUGGAAAGAGUUUCAUUAGAAAUGAAAACCUUAAAGUCCACAUGAGAACUCACACUGGAGAAAAACCUCAUACCUGUCAAGAGUGUGGAAAGAGUUUCAGUCAAAGAGGACACCUUAUAGCCCACAUGAGAACUCACACUGGAGAAAAGCCUUAAGCUUUGAUUCAUUAUUUUCUAAAAUCAAAAUAAAAUUGAACAGCUCAAUAUUGUAAUAAAUCAAGGUCAACAUAACAGCCUCUUAAAUGUUAAAAGCAUGAAACGCUCACAGUUCAAAAAGCUUAAGCUAUGUCCUAUGCCUUCUCUAUAAGUUGUUUGCACAUGACGUCAGUGCUGCACGCGAAAUGCGGCAGGUGGGCAAGGAGUGAUUUUACUAUAUAGGAAUCAAAAUUCCUAUUUUUUGCAUUGUUAUAGUUGCUCAAAUCUAUCAAACCGAGAAACCACAAUGAGCUUUUACCAUUUAUGUAACUUGUAUAGUUUUUUUUUUUUUUUUUUUUUUUUUACUUUUUAAAAUAUAAUUUUGUGUCUGCUGAUACUGAAAUGAAUAUGGAACCUGCUUAC
Molecule: messenger RNA, 3196 nt
Organism: Megalobrama amblycephala (Wuchang bream)
Lineage: Eukaryota; Metazoa; Chordata; Actinopteri; Cypriniformes; Xenocyprididae
Product: gastrula zinc finger protein XlCGF57.1-like
Exons: 4
Coding region: 182-2794 (870 amino acids)
Biological process (GO): regulation of transcription by RNA polymerase II
Molecular function (GO): DNA-binding transcription factor activity; RNA polymerase II cis-regulatory region sequence-specific DNA binding
Source: RefSeq, a predicted model, not a curated record